AUGUCCUCCCUUACUCAGAACGUGGGCGCGCUGCCUACUCGCCUUCGCAAUUUCUUCGCUCGCUACCCGCCACAGCUCUACUCCUCCCUUGUCGCACCACGUCCGACUCCCCCGGAGAGCGAAGCUUCCGCAGACCAGACCCUUCCCUCGCCCUACACACCCGAUCGUGAAGCAAAGGGUGCUCACCGGCCAGAUCCCGAGGCUUUCUCAUCUUCCCGUGCACUUUUGUACAAUGACCCUAAAAACCAGAACCCAUUCUUGCCGCGGAAGAUCUUCAACUCCAAAAAGUGGAUUGGUCCCCGAUAUGGGCUGCGGCAACAGGCAGAUCUGGUGAAGUUGGCCGUUAAAUACAACGUCGAGCCACUCCUGCCUCCUGGGCCCAAGUCCACGGAAUACAAGGCUGCCAAGCUUGCGGAGCGUGGCCUGCGCAUCAAGGGAACCGGUAUCGGCCAGAAGGUCAAGGGUCACAAGUGGGAGCGGACGAUGGAAGCGAGACUCGAGGACCGCCGUAAGGCGAUGGUGGAGAUGCCAGAGAUGAUCCGAUUGUGGAAGCAGAGAGGUCAUGGUCGCGGCUGGCGACAGUGGCCGAAGCGGUAA
Penicillium canariense is the source of this 597-nucleotide messenger RNA. RefSeq names its product mitochondrial 54S ribosomal protein mL59. The record is from RefSeq and is a predicted model, not a curated record. The coding region runs from base 1 to 597 and encodes 198 amino acids. Gene Ontology annotation, cellular component: mitochondrial large ribosomal subunit. Lineage: Eukaryota; Fungi; Ascomycota; Eurotiomycetes; Eurotiales; Aspergillaceae. Gene Ontology annotation, molecular function: structural constituent of ribosome. The transcript is spliced from 2 exons.